Phytophthora infestans T30-4 is the source of this 909-nucleotide messenger RNA. Its product is annotated as hsp70-like protein. Gene Ontology annotation, biological process: protein refolding; cellular response to unfolded protein. Gene Ontology annotation, cellular component: cytoplasm. Gene Ontology annotation, molecular function: heat shock protein binding; ATP hydrolysis activity; ATP binding. The record is from RefSeq and is a predicted model, not a curated record. NCBI's taxonomy places the organism in Eukaryota, Oomycota, Peronosporomycetes, Peronosporales, Peronosporaceae. The transcript is spliced from 5 exons. Bases 1 to 909 code for a protein of 302 amino acids.
AUGCUCCAGAAAUGCAAGCCUACCACACAUCGCAAAAUCAAAAAUAAAACAAAAACAUCCGAGGUGACGGUCCCGGCCUACUUCAACGACUCGCAGCAUCAGGCGACUAAAGAUGCUGGAGCUAUUGCUGGUUUGAACGUGCUGCGUAUCAUUAAUGAGCCGACGGCUGCUGCGAUCGCCUAUGGGCUCGACGAGAAAGGAGGCGAGAACAACGUGCUGAUCUUCGAUCUCGGAGGCGGCACGUUCGACGUCUCACUGCUAACUAUUGAAGACGGGAUCUUUGAGGUCAAGGCGACGGCGGGUGACACGCACUUGGGCGGUGGGGACUUCGACAACCGUAUGGUCGAGUUCUUCGUGACCGAGGUCAAGCCUCUGCAUCGUCUUCGUACGGCGUGCGAACGCACCAAGCGGACGCUGUCCACUUCGGCGCAGGCGUACAUCGAGAUCGACUCGCUGUUUGACGGCGUGGACUUCAACUCGACCAUCACGCGCGCGCGGUUCGAAGACUUGUGCAGCGAUUAUUUCCGCAAGACCAUGGAUCCUGUUGCGCAGGUUUUACGAGACUCUAAACUGUCCAAGAACCAGGGGAACGAGAUCGUCCUGGUCGGAGGCUCGACGCGCAUCCCGAAGGUGCAGCAGUUGCUGAAGGAUUUCUUCAACGGGAAGGAGCUGUUCAAGUCCGUCAACCCGGACGAAGCCGUCGCGUACGGCGCCACCGUGCAGGCUGCGAUUCUGAGUGGCAACGAGUCGUCUUCGAAGCUGCAGGACCUGUUGCUACUGGACGUCGCGCCGUUGUCGCUGGGCCUGGAGACAGCCGGUAGCGUCAUGACUAAGCUCAUCUUCGUCAGCAGCCACUCCGAGUGCCUUAAACUUCAGCAUUUGCGAGCUGUGGACAUAAUUCUUAAAUGA